Molecule: messenger RNA, 7247 nt
Organism: Tympanuchus pallidicinctus (lesser prairie-chicken)
Lineage: Eukaryota; Metazoa; Chordata; Aves; Galliformes; Phasianidae
Gene: NALF2
Product: NALCN channel auxiliary factor 2
Exons: 3
Coding region: 18-1337 (439 amino acids)
Biological process (GO): calcium ion import across plasma membrane
Cellular component (GO): plasma membrane
Molecular function (GO): stretch-activated, monoatomic cation-selective, calcium channel activity
Source: RefSeq, a predicted model, not a curated record
CGCGCCGCCCCCGCGGCAUGAUCCGCGGCGCCUGGAUGUACCCCCGCGGGGGCGCCGGCGGCGGGGCGGUGUGCUGCGCGCCGCGCCGCAGCGACAAACCCGUGGCCGACCCCGAGCGGGCGCAGAAAUGGCGCCUCUCGCUGGCCUCCCUCCUCUUCUUCACCGUGCUCCUCUCCGACCAUCUGUGGCUCUGCGCCGGGGCCAAGCUGCGCGCGCGGGAGCGGAGCGGCGCGGGGAGGCCGCGGGGCCGAACGGCCCGAGCGCUGCAGGAGCCGCCCGCCGGCAGCUGCGAGGCGUUCCUGGGCAACCUGAGCCGCGCGCCGGGCCCCGCGCCGUGCCCCGCAGCCCGCGCGGACCUGGACUCGGCGUGCGCCCGGCUGCACUCCCUGCAGCGCCUGCUGGGCUCCUUCGCCGGCGUGCCGCUGCGCUCGCCGCCCGCCACCGCCCUCUUCUCCUCGCCCUCCUCCAAGAGGAACUUCUUACAGGCGUACUUUAGGAACUUCAACCUCUCCUUUUGUGAUACUUACACGAUCUGGGACCUGCUGCGGGAAAUGGGAGGCCCGGACAGCUUGGAUUGCAGCGUGGAGAACCUGAUGGUGGAUCUGGUGGCGGCGGCGGCGGGCGCGCUGGGCGGGGAGGCGUGCAGCAGCUGUGUGCAGGCCUACCAGCGCCUGGACCAACACGCUCAGGAAAAAUACGAGGAGUUCGACCUCUUGCUGGAGAAGUACCUGCAGUCGGACGAGUACUCGGUCAGGUCCUGCAUCAGAGACUGCAAGGCUGUCUACAAGGCCUGGCUGUGCUCCGAGUAUUUCAACGUGACGCAACAACAGUGCCGACACCGGAUCCCAUGCAAGCAAUACUGCCUGGAGGUGCAGACCAGGUGCCCGUUUGUGUUACCGGACAACGACGAGCUGAUCUAUGGAGGCUUGCCUGGCUUCAUCUGCACGGGGCUGCUGGAGAGCCAGCUGCCCGAGGAGGAGGCCAAGUGCUGCGAGGUGCAAUGGGACUCCUGCGACCACCCCCCGGACAGCAGCUCCGACACAUCCCCCAAAUCCACGGCGUCAGAGUCGCUCCAUUACCACCGCCACGACCCCCACCUCCAUCACCAGCGGCAGAACCACUACCAUCUCUACCACCACCACCAGUACCACCACUCCCCGUCCUUGCUGCCGGUCUCCGCAGGGUCUCGCCUGGGCAGCAGCAGGAUCCGGCUGUGCGUGCUGGUUCUGAUGCUCCUCCACACCAUGGUGUCUUUCUCGAGCGUGCACGGCGGCGGCGGGGGGCUCGGCCCAGAGACCCUGCCCUCCUUGGAUGAGAGCGUGGCGCGGGACGAGUGAUGCGGAAGGCAGAGCCGACCUCCGAGAGGAAACGCCAGAUCUUUUUCCACGAAAGGGGGCACAUGCUAUUCCUCCAAUGGGAGGCACGGGAUCGGGGGUGACGCACACAGACACACCCCCACACAUUACCCCCAAGAGCUGCUCGCCGCGGGGCAUCCCCGUGAUGAAGAGUCUCUAAUGCGCACAGGGCUGCGGGACUCGGCGGUGAGAAGGGUUCAGUCAGCAGCAGCCAGGUGGUUCGGCGUGGGGCGGGAUGGGGAGCGGAGGGGGUGGGACCCCUCGGGAGGUGGCCCCAUGGGUACCACAUGUGCCUUGGGUACCCACCAGCUAUGUGCCAGGAGCGUGGAAAUCAGCCUAACCCCCGUUUCUCUUCUGUCCAUAAAGCCCAGCACCCCGUGGUCCCAAAUGGGUGGGAGGGUAUGGAGACAGCAUCUCUCCGCAACCCUCCUCUUCCCGUCCCUGGGGAAAACCCAACAAGGCAAGGCAGUCCCUACACGGCCUGGCCGGGCUCCUUCUGCUGCUGGUGGUGCUGGCGGGGCUGGAGGAUGCUGCCCUAUGGUGCUGGUGGGGUCGGUGGGGCAGGAGGAUGCUGCGCUGUGGUGCUGGUGGGAUUGGUGUCGCUCGGCCCGGCGCUCCCUGCUUUGCAACAUGAUGGUUCCAUUUACCAUCUCUUGCUUGCUUUCCCCACGGGAGAGGCUGCUCUCGGGGAGGCGUUAGGGAGACGUGGUGAAGCUGAGGGUGUCUUCAGCUUGCAGUGGGAUCAAGGCUGGUAACAAUUGGAUGAAAGGCUUCAGAGGGCAUCCUUCCAUGCUUCGCGGCCACAAAUCAUCUACUGGAUGGCAGAAGGACUGGGUGAAGGGCUGGAGAAAUCUGGCUGGUAGGGAUGGUCUCCCACACAGAGCAGAGGCGCUAAUAAGGCCCAGCUGGAGAAGGGAGUUCUCCCAAAUGCUUUUUAUCAAUAGUUGCCCCCAGAUCAGAGAACAUUGAGGAGCCCACCCGGGGCAGCGGCGCUCGCUCAGGCAAGGUGCAGCCUCAGUCAAUGCAGACUUUUUAUACCUGAGUUCAGCAUUUCUGGGCCCCAAACAGACACCAGGUCCCUCCCUGCCACGAAGCUUCCAAAUUCUCCAUCCGCCCACAGGGCUCUGCAGGCAGCACGGAGGAGGUGGGGAAGCAGGCUGCAGACUGCUGCAGGGCGCUGCGGUCACAGCGCGGGUGCACAUCUGCUGCUUCCAUCCCUGCCCCUUCAGGUCAGCUCAGGGUAGGGUCAGGGUGGCCCUGUGGAAGACAUGAGGAUUGUCCUGCUGUGCCCAGACCUGUGCCAGGGCCCUGUGGAGCAGUGGGGAGGUUCAGGGCGGUGAGCAUUUCUGGUUCCUGGUCUGGUGAGGUGAAGCAAAGCCCCGUGCACAGUGCUGCUUCUGACCUGGAGGAGGGCAGCACCAGGAACCUUGCAGGAAAGGCUGCUCUCGAUGUUUCCAGCCCAUUCACAGACCAAAGAGGCUCUGAAAAGCAGCUGAAUGUGUGACUUGUGCUUCGACUCGAACCUCAGAGCUCUGGGGAGAUGUUUACACACUACCAGUUACCUGUUACCAAAGUCCUGAGGAUGCAGAGCCCAUGGACUUGUUGUGCAGGGCUGUCGGGCAGGAGAGCUCACACUUGUGGGAGGUGCAGAGCGUUUCCCAGGCAGAUUCUAUUACGGAUGGCACCCAGGAUGGAUAGGCAGGGAGAUUCUUGUUUGAAUAUUCACGGCAGCAUCCCUGUAUUUGCGGUCUGGUUUACACCAAGCUGGGAACUCAGACGUGCAGCAGCUCAGCAAAUAGGAGUGGGGCCGCUCCGUUCACUGCGGCACCGCGGCGUUGUGGCGAAAAGCGAAGGCACUCAGCAAGAGCGAAGGAGGGAGAGCAGCCGCGUCCCUUUCCUUCUUAAGGAAAUGAGAUUCUUCACGUACUGCCAAGAGUGAAGCUGAUUCCAGGCGCCUCUCCCCGAGAUAGGCUGUGUCCAAUCUGGGAGAAAGCGUGGCCCCGCGCGGUGCGUCAGCGUGCGGCCCUGACUCAGCUCUGCUCUUUCUCUGCCCGCAGCUUGCUGGGGGUGCUGGGCCUCUGCCCCACGGCUACACAGAGCGACAGCAGCGGGAACAGCUUGGGGACGCUGCAUCUGGGUGCGGGGAUGGGGAUCCCAGGCAGGGAGCAGCCAGCUCAGGGUGCUGCUGUGAGGGGCCGUGGCAUUACCUAGUGUGACUGAGGAAAGUGCUGAGUCUUCACAGAGCGGGGCUGUUGGAAGGAGUUCUUUUAUUUAGCAAGUCUGGGCUGCUGUCAAUAAGUUCUGUGGUUUUCGGGCACCAUAUGCUGUAUUCAACGCUUUGCCAAUGGCGUUAAACAAAUCCAGACGUGGCUGUUUGAGGAGCGGGACGGAGCAGCUGGGAGCUGUGCGUGGCGCAGUCUGACACUGUAGGGCCAGCAGAUAAAGAUCUUCCCUCUGCCCUGACGCUGCAACCCCGAUAACCCUCCGCAUCAGCCUUGGCUAGAAGAGAGAAGCAGAAAGCAGACCGGGCGCAGGCUCAGCUGAUAACCCCACGGUUCCCCUUUCAGAGCAUCCCCGGGGGAGCGCAGCCCCACGCAGCCCAUGCAGGAACUCAGCCCACGGAGCUCCUCCUUUCCUUCCACUCUCCGAUCUGGUUUCUCCCCCCCGGUGCUGGGGGUCGGAUGGUGCUGCAGGGAUGCGGCCACGGCCCGUCUGCUGCGCCAGCCCUCUGCACCGCGCUUUUAUGUCGCUGCCAGUUGUACAAAUUAAUUAAAAAUAACUGAAGAAAAAUCCCAAAGAAAGGCCCCGCUUCCUCUGGUGAAGAUUAAUCAUUAGUUGAGCCUUUUUCUUAUGAAAAUACAGAUCCAUGGUAGCCCCAGGCAAAAGAUUCCCAGGGAGAGCCCUCACCAUUCGUGCUCUGAGUUAGGGAAAUCGCUUUGAAAGCAUCUGACAACUAAAGCAGAACAUGUUGAGUAACUUGGCAACACUCUGAAAACAUCUUGAAAUGGUUUUUGUUCAACACAUUUUGCUUCGCUUCAAUAGGAGAUGUCAGGGCAGUUCAUUCACUGCCGCUCAGGGCUGCGGGCGAUGCCGGGAGACGGCUCCUCUGCAAAGAACUGAGAACCCCGAUCUGUGCUGCUGUGAGCCAGGGCCAGGGUGGUGCUGCCACGUUGGAGCGGCCCGGAGCUCUGCACGGCUGCCUGUCUGCACCCUCAUCCCGCAUCCCCUAUCCUUCAUCCCACGUUCUGCAUCCCACGUCCCGUAUCUCUCAUCCUCCAUCCCACCCACGGCAGCCCUGUUCCCUGCUGCCCUCCCAGCAUCCUCGGAUGCCCGUCUUCAGCUCGCGCUGGAUCCGAUCCGUGGCCACCACCCCAGGAAGGAGCACCCCUAGAAAUUAAGAGACAAAUUUGAAACAGAAAAAUGAUCCGAAGAAAACGGCUGUGAAAAUCUAUGCAACGUGUCCAGCAAUUUUGUUUAUAGGUUUGGGUUUUUUUGUUUUUUGUUUUGUUUUUUUUGAGCUGCCCUAUGAAUUUCCAUCCGUGGGAGCAUAAAUCAUUAUUCCAAGUAUAUUUAGAAUCAUAGAAUGGCCUGGGUUGCAAAGGCCCACGAUGCUCAUCCAGUUCCCUGCUGUGUGCAGGUCACCAACCAGCAGCCCAGGCUGCCCAGAGCCACAUCCAGCCUGGCCUUGAAUGCCUGAAGGGAUGGGGCAUCCACAGCCUCCUUGGGCAACCUGUGAACAGUGCCUCACCACCCUGUGUGAAAAACUUCCUCCUCAUAUCCAACCCAAACCUCCCGUCUCACUUUAAAUCCUCCUGCCCUGUGCCCUGGAUCCUGGCAGCUCAGGGCCCGCAGGCUCCAUCUGGGUCAUUCCUCAAGGAUUCUGUCACAGUUCCUUGCACACACAGUGUUGGAUGUCCGUAGGGUUGGGCUGCAGCUCAGCUCAGGGCGCUGGAAAUGGUGCUGAGUGGUUCCCACCUCCCCAGCAUUCAGAACAUGGGCCCUUCAUGGCCGCCCCAUUGCAGGGAUGGCUCUAACUUUGCUUGCUGUAAAGUGAAACUCACCCUCGGAAAUUUUUCAAUAUAUUUAUUUAUUUACUUUACAAAUUGGCUUCAGCUUAUGAAAUUUGGGUUUGGUUUUGCCAUUUUUAAAUGCAUUUAUUUGGGAGCUGUCCAUGCUUGAAUUGCAAAACAAAAAGCCGUUUCGAGCCAGAUGGCUUUUUGGGUUGUUUCUUCUUCUUUUCAUUUUGAAAUGUAUCAGGAGGCAUAUCGAUAAUUAGCGCUAAUUUUUUUUUUUUUUUCACAUUCAGAAAUGCAUCCAGAACUGCCCUUUCCCACAAAACGUUUCAUUUUCCAAAAAAGAAAGAAAGAAAGAAGAACAAAAAUCAAUCACACUUUUUCUGCUCGCAGUUGGAACUGGUGGCGGUGGAUUUGGAGAGAAUAGCAAUUUGUCAGGAAUUCCAACCAGCUCGACUCAAAAUAGCAAAACAGCACCCAGCCGUUUCUCGGGGGCAGUGGGCUGAGCAGCGCCGUGGUGAAAGCAAACUGGAGAGCUUCCUUCCUUCCUGCCUUCCUUCUUUCCUUCCUCCCUUCCUUUUUCCCUCCUUUCCUUCCUUCCUCCUUCCCUUCCUCCACUCCUUCCUUUCUUCCUUCUUCCCGUCUUUCCCCCUUCUUUCUUUCUCCUCUCUUCCUUCCUUCCUCUCCUCCUCCCUUACUUCUUUCUUUCCCUCUUUCCUCCUUUCCUUCCUUUUUUCCUCCCACCCUUCCUCUCUUCCUUCCUCCCUUCUUUUCUUCUCCUCCCUCCCUUCCUUCCUCCCCCUCAUCUUCCCUUCCUCAUUUCCUAUUUUUCCUCCCUCUCUUCCUUCCUCCCACCCUUCACCUUUUCCUUCUUCCUCUCUUUUCUCCUCCCUUCCUUCCUCCCAUCUUCCCUCCCUCCAUCCCCACAGCUGCAGACCUGACGUCCCACCUGUGGCUGCAGAGAUGCUCCAUUGCAGACACCACUGCAGCCCCGGUGGCCGUCGGCCUCCCGCAGCCACCCCUGUGACCAUGCUCCGUUCUUCCCCAGCCCGUUGCCUCCCAGCUCCUCCCCACCCGCACAUCACUCCUCCGGCACCGAUGGGAAGCCCUCAAACCGGAGCGUUUUCCAGGGAGUUGAAAUAGGAAGGAAUCAGACCCGCGGGUCCGGCAGGGAACCGCAGGGCUCACGGGGAAAAGCGAGCGCUGCAAAGAGCGACCCGAGGGAGCAGAGGGGAGAACAGGGGCAGGGGCGGCCCGUGGGGGCUGAUGGUGACCGAACCCUUCUCACGCGCCCGGGGCCGUCGGUGGACGCGGGGCCUCGACCUGCGGGGCCUCCCGGCGCCGCGAGGUGAACCAACCAUCCUGCUGAAGUCAAAGUACUUUCUAAUCCCCCCCGCCCGGUUUUCUCUUUCUUUCCAGCUUUCGUCCUCUGCCUCCCCCCCGCCCCUCCCUCUGUUCCCACCCCCCUUCUGUUUCUCUUUCUCCCCUCUGUCAUAAGAAAGUGACUGUGUCCUCGAGGGGACGGUUUUCUUAUGCCAUUUUAUACACUGUGCUUCAUGUUUAGAACUUUUUUGCACUAGUUCCUAUUACAUUUAUUUUCCAAACCGGUUUGACAAAAAACAAACAAACAAACAAACAACAACAAAAAAAAACCAACAAAAAAAAAAGACAAAAAAAAAAAAAAAAAUACAAAACCAACCGACAAAACCAACACAAAACCAUGCUAUAAUUCCGUUGUAUUAAAAAUAUUAUCCUACUACUCUCUGUGUUCAAUAGUCUCUGUACCUGUAAUGCUUUCAGUUCUGUUGUAUCCGGGGCAGAGGUUUGCUCCGCUCCUUGUUUAACCCAGUACGGAAAUAAAAUGUUAAGAGUUGACGAU